Molecule: messenger RNA, 662 nt
Organism: Oppiella nova
Lineage: Eukaryota; Metazoa; Arthropoda; Arachnida; Sarcoptiformes; Oppiidae
Source: the annotation of a GenBank genome assembly
AUGAAUUUAAUCGAGUUUUUCAUUUCGUGCCAAAUAUUCAAAGAGAUCUUAGAAUGCGUUCAAUAUCUACACGAAUUGAAUCCACCGGUCAUUCAUCGAGACCUUAAACCCGACAAUAUUUUGUUGGCCACACCGGAGUCAAGUGAGCAGGGUCGGUGUUUUAAACUGUGCGACUUUGGUCUGGCUGCUGUUCACGAUAUUGCCGGCGCUAAACAUACCGGCGCUGUCGGCACUUUAAGAUAUAUGGCACCGGAAGUUAAAUUAGCUAGCAAAUAUAGUAACAUGGCAGAUAUUUAUAGCGUGGGAAUUGUAGCUCACGAUGUAUAUGGUUGGCGAUAACAAGCUUGAUACAAUUUAUGGUGACAGCAAAUUAUACAAUCAUAUAGUUACCAUGGAUAAUUUAAUGCAACAAAUGAUUUGCUUAAUUCCCGAUAAAAGAAUUUAUAUAAACAAGGCACUGUCAGUAUUUGAUAAUUUGACAAGUAAAAUAGAUGAUUUUAAAAAUGAUACUUGUUACGAUUUAAUAACAAAGCCUCAAUUUAAAAAUGAAGAUGACGAACGAUUUGCCUUGGUGCAUUAUGUUUGGCUUCAAAAGCUAGGUUUUAUUAAGAAAUAGGUGUCAAAAUAGAUUUUUUACCAGGUACACAUUUUAAAUUAUAUUU